Clupea harengus (Atlantic herring) is the source of this 946-nucleotide messenger RNA. RefSeq names its product cytosolic phospholipase A2 gamma-like. Gene Ontology annotation, cellular component: nuclear envelope; cytosol; nucleoplasm. Gene Ontology annotation, biological process: glycerophospholipid catabolic process. The record is from RefSeq and is a predicted model, not a curated record. NCBI's taxonomy places the organism in Eukaryota, Metazoa, Chordata, Actinopteri, Clupeiformes, Clupeidae. Gene Ontology annotation, molecular function: calcium-dependent phospholipid binding; calcium ion binding.
AACGAUAAAGAUGAACCAAUUAUUCAGUUCCUGUUGUUUGCAUAUCAGACAAGAGUUUAUCCAAUCAGACCUUGUGUCAAUGGCAGACUUGGGAUUUCAAACAAGCGGUUCUGCAGACAUGGAUGUGGUGAUCAGACACAAACACCUAUGUCACAGUGAAGAACAGUUCACUAUGAAAAGACAGAUCAUAGUGCAGAACACACUGGAGAGACAUGACAUUCACGUUCCUGAUGUGAAAAACGUCCCUCGUGUGGCACUGUUGGGUUCCGGUGGUGGACAAAGAGCCCACACCAGCUUCCUAGGUGUUAUACAGCAGUUGUAUAAGGAAGAACUCCUGGAUGGCUUCCACUAUGUGGCUGGAGUGUCUGGAUCCACAUGGUCUAUGUCCUCAUUGUACCAAAACCCCACAUGGUCACAGGAUGCAGUAAAGGUUACAGAGGAAGCAUUGUUGAACAUGUCUAAGGGGACGGGUCCGACACUUCUCGAGGCCGUGAAAUGGUUCAUGGAGAGAGAAAAGCAUGGGAAUUUCUCCCUCUCCGAUGUCUGGGGUGCGAUUACUUGCAGAAUCAAGGGUGUACCUUUGGAGACUAGGACUUUGACAGAGGACAAACAUGGAGCCAAUCCGUACCCUCUCUACAGCACAGUUGAAAGGCAUUGCUUUGACUGCAAAAAAACAAAAGAAAUGUGGUUUGAGUUCAGUCCCCACGAGUCUGGAUUCCUACAGCAUGGGGCUUAUGUGGAUACAUCACUGCUGAACAACAACUUUGAUGGGGGGCAUGUGAAACCUUCCCAUAAGAAGCCAGUGAACAUGGUUCAACUGCAAGGAAUGUGUGGAUGUGCUAUGGGAGAUUUUGCCCAAAUCGUAAAAACUAUAGAAGAUAUUCUCUGGAACUGGGGUAUGUUACCUCACCAUUUUAACACUUCUAUCUUCGGCACAAUACUGUAA